CGUCGGAGAUAUUUUCUGAUGAGCAACCGGAUGUAGAGCGCAUGACAACUUCCCGUCCCCACGUGUGUAGAGAUGUGAAGCAAGUCAGGGUUCGCUACUUUGCUAAGACUCUGAAUAACUUGUACAUUUGUUUAAAGAUUUACCUCACAACCCUUAGAAAUGGCAGACAGUGUGCAACAGCGAUUAGAGGACAGAAUACCGGCGCUCGAACAGCUAGAAAGAGUCGGUUUGUUCACCAAUAAAGAAGUUAAGUCUAUGUUAAAAAGAUCUACUGCUCUCGAAUACAAGCUUCACCGAAAAUCUCAGAGCAAAGGCGAAUUUAUUGCGUAUAUACAGUAUGAAAUAAACGUCCUGGAGCUCAUCAAGAAGAGAAGAGCAAGAAUUGGUUAUCAUUUUAAACGGGAGGAAAUUGAGUAUCCCAUCAUUCAUCGCAUAAACCAUAUAUUCAGAUGGGCUACAACAAAAUGGCAGGAAGAUGUGCAGCUUUGGCUUUCUCAGGUUGCCUUCAAUAAGAAAUGGGGCACAAAGUCUCAACUCAGCAAGGUUUUGUCAUCUAUGUUAGCUAUCCAUCCUGACAAACCAGCUUUGUGGAUAAUGGCUGCUAAGUGUGAGAUGGAGGACAGGAACUCUUCAGAGAGUGCUCGCCAUCUCUUCCUCCGUGCCUUGCGCUUCCAUCCUGAGAAUAAGAAGGUCUAUCAGGAGUAUUUCCGGAUGGAACUCAUGCAUGCUGAGAAACUAAGGAAACAGCAGCAGGAGUUGGAGCAAGCUAAAAUAGACGUGGGGGAAUAUACCUUUUCUGCUGAAAUCUUGAGUGGAAAACUUGCUGAGGUGGUGUACAGAGAUGCUGCACAAAAAAUUAAAGGGGCUGAAUUCAUGUUGUCACUGCUACAGAUUGCUGCCAUCUUCGACUUCACAAAGGAGCUACAGGACACCAUCCUACAGGACGUGCAGAGUCAGUAUGUUGAAGACUGCGUGAUGUGGGAUUUCAUGGCUAAGCGGGAGCUGGAUGCUGCUGGAGCCCCGGAGCUUCAGUCUGCGAAGGGAAGAGCUUCUGAUACGGAUCGCAGAGAAGAACGCUGCUGCGUCGUUUACGAAGAGGCACUAAAGAGCCUUAAUACAGAGGCCAUGUGGACAUGUUAUGUCACAUUCUGUCUUGAGCGAUAUAAGAGGAAGACAAACGUCACUGAACUCAAGGAAAAGAGAAAGGAACGACUACUCGGAGUCUUACAGAGUGCUCAUGACGCCAAGCUUUUGCAAGAGACAUUCUACAAGAACUGGCUGCAGGUCCUUUUGUCGUCAGGGGAUACAGUAUCUGCUACCCAGAUCGCCAUCACAGCCACCCAGUACUUCAGCCAAUCAGUUGAGAUGUGGAGCUUCAGCCUCCAGAUAUUGGUCCAUAUGGAAAGCUCAGAGGCGGGACGUCUAUUCCAGGAAGCCCUGAAACACGUGAAUCCCAAGGAAAGUCUGCCGUUAUGGCAGCUGCAGGCAGACUGGAGCAUGACCUCACAGGUACCAGAAGACACCGAGACCUUUUUUCAGAAAGGGCUUGUGUCUCCAGCUCCUGCAGUGUCAUCUGCCAUGAAGGAGAAAUACCUUGAAUGGUCAUAUAAAACUGGUGGUUACAAAAGGGCUAGAAAAACUUUCAAAAGCUUACAUGAACACAGACCCUUCACCAAGACAUUCUUCAGGAAGAUGAUUGAGAUUGAAAAAGAGCAGGAGACACCAAAGAUGAGUAACCUCAGAGACUACUAUGAGCGAGCGCUUCGUGAAUUCGGUUCCUCAGAUGAAGAUCUCUGGAUUGAAUACAUCAAGGAAGAGUUAGAAAGGCAUGGAAACCCAGAAAACUGCGGGAAGCUCCACUGGAGGGCUGUUAAGACCCUGGAGGGCGAAAGCGUUGAGCGUUUUACCACGAAGUACACACUUCUGCAGACCGGGCACAUGUAAACACAACAUCAGUCUUCAACGUUUUUUCUGAUUUGUUCAUAUUUGGACCUCAAACCUCGAUUUCUCUUUCAAAAGCCCAAUUCCCUUUUUCCUCUGAAAUGUUUCAAACAUGCUAGUGCAUGGACAUUUGUGCUUUUCUGUUGUUCCAGUAAUAAACAUUUAAGACAUUUGUCUUUUAAA
Puntigrus tetrazona (Sumatra barb) is the source of this 2124-nucleotide messenger RNA. RefSeq names its product UTP6 small subunit processome component (gene utp6). The record is from RefSeq and is a predicted model, not a curated record. Gene Ontology annotation, cellular component: small-subunit processome; Pwp2p-containing subcomplex of 90S preribosome. Gene Ontology annotation, molecular function: protein binding; snoRNA binding. Gene Ontology annotation, biological process: maturation of SSU-rRNA from tricistronic rRNA transcript (SSU-rRNA, 5.8S rRNA, LSU-rRNA). The coding region runs from base 160 to 1944 and encodes 594 amino acids. The transcript has 19 exons. NCBI's taxonomy places the organism in Eukaryota, Metazoa, Chordata, Actinopteri, Cypriniformes, Cyprinidae.